GAAGUUCAAAACCGAUACAGUGCUUACAUUGAAGCUAGAAGAAACUAUUUGGAGCAAUCAGAAAGUGAAGAAGAUAUCGAAGUUCGAACUAUUCUGAGAAGACCACAGAUUUAUUCAAGAAGAACUGCAUGGUCUCCAGUCUCACCUCUGUCUUCCGUAAUAGAAAUCAAAAUCCGGAGAAAAAAUCAAAGGACAAGAAAGGAGUUUCGACGAGCAGCGAAGAGCAACCUACUACUCCCGCCAUGGUUCUCGUUCCAACUGUAACUAUUCAAGAAGCACCAAAAGUGGUCGAAAUCCCAACAAAUGGGCUCCCAGAGCCUACACCCUCUAGCUCAGUUGUGCAAGAAAUUGAAAUUCUGGCUCCAAAUGAGGACGAAGUGAAGGAGGAAAAACCAUCGGAUUGUACUACUUGCAAGAAAAUUGAGAACUUUGUGAUGCCUUAUUACGAGAGUUUGAAAGCAAAGUAUCAACAAUUUGUCGUUCGUAUUUCGGAUCCAGCACUUCAUGCAACUAUACGCUCCGAGUUUGCUGAAUACUUCCCGAGUGUCCUUCUGGGCUUUGCAAUUUUCUUCUUCGGAAUCACAUUUAUUUCCUUUAUCAAACUUUUGCGUGGUGUUUCUACACAACCAUCAUUCUUCUGUAGAUACUUCUCCGGACCAUUCUCACCAUUGUUUGAUGCUCUUUGUGAGCCGGAUCCAUAUGUUUUGUCUGAAGAGUUACCAAAAGUUAUGAGUGGAUUGCUUGAUGAAAUGUUUAUAACAAUCUCCGAAUUCUUCCAAACAAUUUCAAAAGGUUUCACUGUGUUUGGAACUUUGUUCACUGCAAUUUGGCAUGGAUUGUCCGAAAAUGUCUUCUUUGGAUUCCAUGAGCUUGGAGAAAACCUCGGAGAAAACAUAAACCACCUUCUACAUUUUGUUGUUCAAUUUUUCCAUCAAAUUAUUCAUUUAAUUCUCAGUUCAAUUGCAACUAUUGCAGGGGCCAUUGCCGGAGUUUUCACUUCUGUACAUGAUUAUUUAGAGCCUCCACAAAAUGUGUGGUAAGAUCCUAUUUGGAAAUAACGAUCACAUUUUUUUCACAAAGUUCUAAAAAAAGUUCAUAAUGGAAUAAAGUGUUGUGAAAAAAAUGAAAUAGUUUUUCCCAAUAGUAUCCAUAUUAGUUAAAUAUUUGUUAAUUCCAGAUUAGCCAUCAUAUUAUCCCUUGUCACAUUUAGUCUUGCACCUCAAGAUUCCAAUUUUUCAGUUUGUAUCACGAUUUGUUUAAUUUUAAACUGGAAAAUAAGAGAUAAACAAUGCCCGAGAUUUAAAAAAAUUGAGUAAUUAUUGAGGUGCAAGAAACUAGAGAUAAUAUUUAAUAACCUCACUAGUGUGACAAUUUGAAAUUCUGUAGUCUUUUUUCCUGAUAAUCUUUUAAAUUGCCUGAAGAAAGCCAUCCCGCAUGAAUCCCUUGCAUUUACUAACCUGUGUAUUCUCCCCCAUUCAUCUUUCAGUUUUUCACUUCUUCAGGAAUCAUUUAUUACAACAAUUCUGAUUCUCAUCUGAUUACAGACCGAACUCCUUCUAAUUUGUACAUAUUUCUUAUUUUCUUAUGCAUAAAUUACUACUUGAUCCAAAUAAAAUGUUCUUAUAAUUUUAAU
Caenorhabditis elegans is the source of this 1633-nucleotide messenger RNA. RefSeq lists its product as uncharacterized. Bases 129 to 1040 code for a protein of 303 amino acids. The record is from RefSeq and is marked reviewed. NCBI's taxonomy places the organism in Eukaryota, Metazoa, Nematoda, Chromadorea, Rhabditida, Rhabditidae. The transcript has 7 exons. Gene Ontology annotation, cellular component: membrane.